CGGUCCCGGCUCCGUUUCCCGGAUUUGCCGGCUCCGUUUCCCGGCGGUCCCGGCUCCGUUUCCCGGCGGUCCCGGCUCCGUUUCCCGGCGGUCCCGGCUCCGUUCCGCCGAGGCCCCGCCUGGCCGCGAUGGCGGCGCGGGCGGCGCUGGACGCGGCGGUGCCGCGGGACGUGGUUCUGUUCAGCCACGACCGGAGCCGCCUGUUCCGCCUGGCCGGGCUGUUCUGCGCGGGGCAGGCGCUGUUCUGGGCUUACCUGGCCCGCGUCGCCUUCACCGCCCUGCGGCCCCAGCCCGGCCCCGGCCCCGGCCCCGACCCUGAGCCCGGGCCCCGGGACCCGCUGCGGCCCCGCGACAACAAAUGGCGCUUCGGCUUCGCCGCCUCCUGCCUCGGCAUCGGGUCCCUGACGGUGGCCGCGGGCUGGCUGUGCCCGCUGCGGGUGGUGCGGAGGGUGACGCUGCUCCGGGGGGGCUCUCGGGUGACGCUGCAGACCCACGGCCCGCUGGGCUGGGGGCGCGGCGAGACCCUCACGGUGCCCCUGCGCGACGUGUCCGCCCGCGCCCACCGCGCCGAGGCCGCGGCCGCCGUGCCCGUCCGGGUGCGGGGCCGCCCCUUCUUCUUCCUGCUCGACAAGAGGGGGCUCGUCGGGGACCCCCGGCUCUUCGACCUCACCGUGGGCGCCUACCGCAAGUUCUAGG
Molecule: messenger RNA, 696 nt
Organism: Myiozetetes cayanensis
Lineage: Eukaryota; Metazoa; Chordata; Aves; Passeriformes; Tyrannidae
Gene: TMEM223
Product: transmembrane protein 223
Exons: 3
Coding region: 129-695 (188 amino acids)
Biological process (GO): nervous system development
Cellular component (GO): mitochondrion
Source: RefSeq, a predicted model, not a curated record